Messenger RNA from Camelina sativa (false flax), 1440 nucleotides. RefSeq lists its product as uncharacterized. Lineage: Eukaryota; Viridiplantae; Streptophyta; Magnoliopsida; Brassicales; Brassicaceae. The record is from RefSeq and is a predicted model, not a curated record. Gene Ontology annotation, molecular function: nucleic acid binding; zinc ion binding.
AUGGAAGCUUGGUUUGCAGUGGAGGACGGCUGGUCACAUCCUACUGAGAAGAAUGAGAUUGGUGAACUGUUGCCUAAGCACAGGAAGAAGUGGACAGCAGAAGAAAUAGCGGAAUCCAAGCAUAACUCGCAGGCGUUGUCAGUCAUCUUCAAGUCUCUACCAAGGGAAAUCUUCAAUCAAGUUCAAGGAUGUGUUGCAGCCAAGGAGGCAUGGGACAUUCUGGUCGUCACAUUUAAAGGCACAUGCAGGAUUAAGCGCACAAGGCUGGACAAUCUUGCAUCAGACUUCGAAAACUUGCAAAUGACUAAAACUGAGUCAGUGGCAGAUUAUAGGAGCCGGUUGAGUGGUAUUGCACAGGAAGCUGUCGUUUUGGGAAAACGAUACAAGGACAAGAAGCUGGUGAAGAAAUUCCUCAGAAGUUUGCCUGACAAGUUUCAACCUCACAGGUCUGCUAUAGAUGUGUCCUUAAAUUCUGAUGAGCUCAAGUACAAUCAAGUCAUUAGGAUGAUGCAGGCGUUUGAAAUUCAACUAAAGAAGAAAGAGAAAAUGAAUGUGAAGUCAUUUUCACUCAAAGCUAUAGAAGAACAGAAACUUGCUGAAUCUCAGGAGGUUGCGGAUGAAGAAAAAGUGGGUUUGUUAGUUCAGAAGUACUUUUGUAAGAUAAAGAAAGGUCAGCGGAAAGGAACAACAUCACUCAUGAAUGCUAGUUCAGAUAAGGAGUUCAGGAAAAGUGACAAGCAGGAGCGUCAAUGUGCUGAAUGUGAAGGAUAUGGGCAUUACAAGUCUGAGUGUCCUAACAACAAACGUAAGAGCUCUCUGCAAUGCUAUGGGUGUAAGGGUUACGGUCAUACCAAGACUGAUUGUCCUUCGCAUGGGAACAAGCAGAAAUCCUACAUUACCUGGAGUGAAAAUGAUUCAGAUGCAGAAGAUAGCCAAGGUGAGAUUCUGAACAAUUUUGUUGCUCUGCUAGUAGUUAUUGAGGAAGAUGAAAAAGACGAGGCUUUGGUGGUAAAAGAAAACAUAGACAAGAAGGUUGAUUCUGACUCAGAUGGAGAGGAGGCUGACUUGUCAAUGGAAAAUCAGACUGAGCUUCUUAUCAAGACAGUGUUGCAAAAGACUCAAGACAACAACGAGCUGACUUCCGAGAGAGAUACUCUUCAGAUGAAUUUUGCAAUGCUUUCUAAAGAGCUAAGUGAAGAGAAGGCUAAGUCUUUGCACUUUGAGAAGCAAUUGGAGGAACAGCUGAAGAACAUCAGGAUGCUAAGUAAGGGAACUAAAGAUCUGGAUAUAUUACUCAGUACUGGACGAUCAAGCACUGUAAAGUGGGGUCUGGGUUAUCAAGGAACCAACUCUGACAAGUCUACUCAAUUCAUCAGUGGGCAGAACUCUGAGCCGAAAACUGAAAGAAAAGGUUCUGGCUACAUCGACCUGUCAACAUGA